AAACUCCGGAGAAAGUUUAAAAUCUGCAGGUUUGAUAAAUGUCUGCGAGUUAAAGUUAAGUUAAGAUUUCACAGGAGCGGAUUCUGAUCCAGGGGAGAAAGUAAAGAGGUCACUCACGUGUCCGAUGUGACAUGUGACACAGACGCUCAAAUGUCAGAGUCCCGAGCCGCGGGUCCAGCUCAGACUGCUCCCCGACGUCUGAGGCCUGUUUCCGCGUAAACCACCCGACUCCCUCCCCUCCUCAUUCCGCUAAUUCCCCGGUGGUCCUGUUCUUAAGUGCAGCCCGACUCCCCGGCGCAGUUGAUCCGGGGAACAGGCAGCCACAGCCCGGGGAACCAUGCGCUCCUUAGCGGGACUCGCUGCCAUCGUGGCGGCGGCGAGCGUCUUCCUCUACCUGCUGUCCACUCAUCUUCCCCCGGGGCCCGAGCAGCUCCAGGCCCGGGGACAGGACCGGGGAGAGGACCGGGGAGAGGACCAGGGAGUCCGGGAGAACAGGCUGAAGUUCCCGUCGGACCUGGACGAGCUGCGGGAGCUCGCUGACAUGCUCAAGUUCUACAAGAGGGAACAUCACGGCUACGUUCUGCUGCUGUUCUGCAGCGCCUACCUGUACAAACAGUCCUUCGCCAUCCCCGGCUCGUCCUUUCUGAACAUGUUGGCCGGUGCGAUCUUCGGCCCGUGGGAGGGUCUGGUGCUCGCCUGCCUCCUCACCACUUUAGGCUCCACGCUCUGCUUCCUGCUCUCCGCUACGUUUGGGAAGCAGCACGUGCUUCACUUCUUCCCCGACAAGGUGGCGCUGCUGCACAGGAAGGUGGAGGAGAAUCGUAGCAGUCUAUUCUUCUUCCUACUUUUCCUCCGUUUCUUCCCCAUGACUCCUAACUGGUUCCUUAACAUCACCUGUCCUGUCCUCAACAUCCCAAUGCCCAUUUUCUUCUUCUCUGUGCUCAUAGGUUUGAUUCCCUACAACUUCAUCUGCGUCCGUACGGGCUCCAUGCUGUCGGAGAUCUCCUCCCUGGACGACAUCUUCUCCUGGAGCACGCUGGCCCAGCUCCUCGCCAUCGCCCUCGUGGCUCUCGUCCCUGGAGCGCUGAUCAAACGCUACAGCGAAGGUCACCUCAAGGUGGACGGAAUGGACGGCAACGGAAGCAGUCGGGAGGAAAUCAAGAAGGAGCGGAAGAGGCGAUGACGGAGAACCUCACUGUGACUGUCGGUGGGGAAGAAGCUCUCCGCUGGUGGGCACGUGACAUUUUGUUCACUCCAGAAACUUGAUGUUUUCAAGGUCACCACACGAGAGGCUCGUCAUUCAUAGUAAGAAAUAUCCUCAGGUCAAGUUACAGCAGACGUUUUCAGCCGUGAACUUCGGAGAAUGUCCACUUGUCUCCUUUCACAUGAAGGACGCAGCAGGAGCUUGUCCGGGUCGUACGUGUUCAUCUUGGAAUCUCGUCGGCUUUUCAAGUUGACAUCGUCGUCGUUGCUUCUACGUGCAUGGCUCCUCUCUUUUGUCUUUUGGUUUAUUUCUGUUUUGCGUGUGUCACGUGCACUGAGGAUACUUUGAUUUACAAAACAAAAGUCUUAAAAUGUACUGUGGUUGCUUUGGAGACGACUCAGUAGACUAGUUUCUUCUCUUCACACGUGUUCACUCUUACACGUCUUUUAACUCCACUCGAAGCCUGUUGUUUUGGUAUGUUUUGAUUUUCUAAAUGUAACGGACGUCUGUUUUUCUUAAAGCACUCACUGUUGUGUCUUAA
This is a messenger RNA of Hippoglossus stenolepis (Pacific halibut), 1745 nucleotides long. RefSeq names its product transmembrane protein 41A-B. The coding region runs from base 338 to 1183 and encodes 281 amino acids. The transcript has 7 exons. Lineage: Eukaryota; Metazoa; Chordata; Actinopteri; Pleuronectiformes; Pleuronectidae. The record is from RefSeq and is a predicted model, not a curated record.